Messenger RNA from Ogataea philodendri, 618 nucleotides. RefSeq lists its product as uncharacterized. The coding region runs from base 1 to 618 and encodes 205 amino acids. The transcript has a single exon. The record is from RefSeq and is a predicted model, not a curated record. Lineage: Eukaryota; Fungi; Ascomycota; Pichiomycetes; Pichiales; Pichiaceae.
AUGGUUGCAGACCUUUCUCAGCUGCAUGAUCUUGUUGUUCAGACCUCUCAAACCGGUCUUGGUAGCUCCCUGAGUACCAAUACCAACAAAGAGAGCGUUGUGGUUCAACAUCUGCUUGUAAAGCGACGACUGCAGUCCAGAAAGCUUGCACUUGACGACCUUCUCAACCUUGUCUGGAAGAUCUUUCUCCACAUCUUUCUUCAGUCUUCUCAGCAAGAACGGUCUCAAAACCUUGUGCAAUCUUCUAAUAAUCAGCAAACUCUCUUCUUCAGAAAGCUCGAGCUUGUCCUGGUGGCCAGUGUUGGCGAAAGGAGUGUUGAACCACUCAUCGAAAGACUUAACAGAGUUGAACACUUUUGGAAGAACAAAGUUCAGCAACGCCCAAAGCUCAGGCAAGUUGUUCUGCAAUGGAGUACCUGUCAAAAUCAGUCUGUUUCUGGUGUGGUAGUAUUGUUGCAAAGUGAGCGACAGUUUCGAGGUGGCAUUCUUCAUACGGUGACCCUCAUCGAUGAUCAUGUGCGCCCAUUUGAACUUGCACAGCAACGGCCGGUCUCUAAUGAUGUAUUCGUAAGUUGUGAGCAACACAGAGAAGUUUCCGCUUCUCACCUCAUACUGUAG